CGGCUACUAGUAUUACACAUAUUGGUGUGGUUUGCACAUAUCGAGUAUGUGGAGAUGUGGACAGGGUGUAAAGCACACAGCUACCCACAUUGUCACGGUUGGGGCAGCUGCUCAAAAUCAUGUGGUGGAGGAAGCCGGGGGCGGAUUUGUGAAUCUUGUUUCAUUAGACAUAAGAAAUGGUUUUACGAGGACUGUAACCAGCAUUGCUACAACGGCGGAAGUUUUUAUUCAGGAUAUUGUCAUUGUUCUUCGUGGAGAAGUGGCGAUUGUUGUGAAAGGUGUUACCCCAAGUAUAUAGCUCACUGUAAAUCUGGAUAUAAGGAGUGUGGAGGAUCUCCUGAUAAUAUAAGAUGUACUAAAUGCGAAGAUGGUUACUACGGUGCUGGAUAUGGAAAUGGCUGUAAAGAAUGUUCCCGUAUUUCUCAGUGUAAAAGAAGAAGAUGUACUUCAUAUUAUAACACUGAGUGCAUUGAAUGCUACGAUAAUAGGAUAUUCUACAAGCCUAGCUACGGAGGCAGUCAAUGUGAACGUAAGUUAUUUGACAUAUCAUAUAGAUAAACAUUCUUCUUAAUGUUUAAUUGUAACUAUCAGAACAUAUUAGGGGAAUCUAUUUAUAUGAUAUUUAAAAA
Ruditapes philippinarum (Manila clam) is the source of this 629-nucleotide messenger RNA. RefSeq names its product integrin beta-7-like. The coding region runs from base 55 to 558 and encodes 167 amino acids. The record is from RefSeq and is a predicted model, not a curated record. NCBI's taxonomy places the organism in Eukaryota, Metazoa, Mollusca, Bivalvia, Venerida, Veneridae. The transcript has 4 exons.